This is a messenger RNA of Leucoraja erinaceus (little skate), 17577 nucleotides long. It is a transcript of the gene sspo, whose product is annotated as SCO-spondin. NCBI's taxonomy places the organism in Eukaryota, Metazoa, Chordata, Chondrichthyes, Rajiformes, Rajidae. Gene Ontology annotation, cellular component: extracellular matrix. Gene Ontology annotation, molecular function: protein binding. The record is from RefSeq and is a predicted model, not a curated record.
UGUUCGCACGGUGCGUGAGUCGCGGUUGGAGAGAGUGGCCGGCGCGGAGUGGGCUCGGGUGCCGUGUGCCGGGGUUUCUCGUCUCCUGGCGCAGGGCUGGAGCCUGGAGCGGGGACGACCCCACAGUGACCGUCAUGACCCCUCAACCUGUCUCGUCCACAGGCGGCCAGCGCCACGGGUCGUGUGGACCAACCGGACGGUCAACGUCUGCUGUGACGGGUCAGCCGGACCCUCUUGCCCACAGGACGCUGAGUUCCUGGGCCGCUGCUACACCACCGCAGCCUGCUGGCAGCUCACCUGGGGCAGCAACGCAUCCGACGUGUCGAUGGAGAGUUGCUGCGGCGAUCAGCAGGGUCGCAGCUGGAGUAACCGCGCUGGAGUCUGCCUCCCCUGUCCCCCCCUCACCUCGACAGAUAUCAGGGGUCAAGGGUCAGUGGUCAGAUUCCGUGUCCCACGGGCUGCAUCCACUCCACUGCCCCUUGGCUCAAUACUUCUCGGCUCUGGCCAGGUCUGGCCGCUCGGCCCGACGAUGUUGGUCCCUGGCCGUGACCGGCCGCUCGGCCCGACGAUGCUGGUGUCCGGCCGGGACUGGCCUCGGGCGGCCUGCGUGACCUGGAGCGGCGUCCACUACCGGACGUUUGAUGGCCGGCACUUUACCUUUGGGGGCAGCUGCACCUACACGCUGGCCGCAGGGCUGGACGGCACCUGGAGCGUCCACCUGUCCACCCCGCCCUGCACUCGCAGUGUCCGCACUGAGUGCCCCAAGGCGCUGAGGGCCAUGUUUGGCCUGAACCUGGUCUUGAUCGAGAAUGGAACCGUUGUCAUUAACGGGGCAGUGCUCUCCCCGGGGCAGUCCCACCCGCACAGUGAUGACCUCACCACGGCCGCGGGCUCCAUCACCCCUGUUGCUGCCGCCUUUGGAAACUCCUGGCGUGUCGCCCAGUCCGAGCCCGAGGACUGUGAGGAGGCGUCGGAGCCUGGGCCGGGCUGCGGGGGGGCUGCUGACCCUCGCCUGCCUCCCCUGGCACACUCGCUGUGCCCCCGCAUCCUCGCACCACCCUUCACCCAGUGCCACGCACAGGUGUGGCCAGACAGUUACCUGGAAGCCUGUUGGUCAGCGUUCUGCAGAGGGGAAGGUUCUGUGGAUGGGAGGCUCCGUUCCGUGUGCCAGACCUUUGCCAGUUACGCCCGGGAGUGUGGGCGGCACCAGAUCUACCCGCAGUGGCGAUCGCCGGCCUUCUGUGACCAGAGGUGUGCGGGUGGUAUGGUGUACACGGACUGCGUGUCGAGCUGCCCGGCCACGUGUGAGACACUGGAGUCUGUGCCGCCCGGAUGCCGGGAGGAGUGUGUGGGCGGAUGCGAGUGUCCGCCCGGCCUCUACCGCCAGGUUGACCGCUGCGUGACCAUCGACGAGUGUCCGUGCUUCCACCGCGGGCAGUGGUACCCACCGGGGCAGGCCCUACCAAGCCGGUGCAACCGCUGCAUGUGUACGCGGGGUCGCUGGGCCUGUACACGGGAGCGGUGUGCAGCGGAGUGCGCCGUGCUGGGGGACCAUCACUACGUCACCUUCGACCACACGCGCUACUCCAUGCAGGGGGCGUGUGAAUACACACUGGUGGAGGACUACGUGGACGGGAAGCUGUUGAUCAGCGGCCAGUACGGGGACUGUGGCCGGAGAACGGGCGGCUGCCUCCGGACACUGACCAUCAUUGUGUACCGCACCGUGGUCCGUGGUCUGUGUGGGACGUACAGCUGGAAUCGCCAUGAUGAUUUCCUCACCCCCCUGGGUGACGUGGAGACCGCUCCCUCUGCCUUCGUCCACAAGUUUGCCAGCCCUCCCGGCUGCCCCCCCGCCGACCCCCUGACCCCUGACCCAUGCGACACCUACGCCCAACGGAGGGAGUUCGCCCAGGAGACCUGUCGGGUCCUUCGCAGCGCGACCUUCCAGCCGUGCCACGACCGUGUGGACCUUGACCCCUACCUCCAGCUGUGCAUGGUCGAGGUUUGUGGCUGCAUGGGAGCUGCAGACUGCCGCUGCGGGGCUGUUGCCGCCUACGCCCGCUCAUGUGCCCAGGAAGGGGGGCAGGUCACCUGGAGGUCUGCCACCUUCUGCCCGGUGCACUGCACGGGUGGUGCUGUGUACAGUGAUUGCGGGCCUGCGUGUGGGGACUCCUGCUGGCACCAGCGCAUGGGUCUGAGCUGCGAUGGUGCUGCGGUGUGCGUGCCGGGCUGCAGCUGUCCACCGGGGCUGCUGCGUGAUGAUGGGGGUCAGUGCGUGCCCCCCUCACUCUGCCCCUGCCCCUUGCACGGCACCCUGCACCCCCCCGGCAGCACCGAAACACGGGGCUGCAACACCUGCAUCUGCACAUCGGGAGCCUGGAACUGCACGGAGCAGACGUGCCCCGAGGCCGUGUCCUGCCCGCAUAAUCUCAUCUACACGCCCCAUGCCUGCCCACACACGUGUGACACGCUGCACGACAACCGCACCUGCCCAGACUCCUUCGAGGGCUGCGGGUGUCCCGAGGAUCUGGUAUUGCUGGGUGAUCGCUGUGUGUCUCCGGCCGACUGCCCGUGUCGGCACAACGGCCGCCUGUACCAGAGGGGCCAGAGUGUCCACAAGGACUGCAACACCUGCGUGUGCGUGGGCCACGUGUGGCGAUGCGGGAGGGAAGCGUGUGCGGGCCGGUGCCUGGCGACGGGGGACCCCCACUACGUGACGUUCGACGGACGGGCGUUCAGUUUCCAGGGCGACUGCGGCUACCUGCUGGUCCAGGACGUGGCCGCAGGGCUGGCGGUCAGUGCACAGAACAUGCCCUGCGGCACUGGACAUGUCUCCUGCACCAAGGCAGUGACCAUCACCCUGGGCAGCACCAGCAUUCAUCUGAUGCGCGGCCGUGCGGUUACGGUGAACGGCGUUGCGGUGAAGGUUCCCAAGGACUACGUUGGCAGUGGUCUGUCCCUGAGGGUUGCCGGCAUCUUUGUGGCCGUCAUCUCACGCCUGGGGCUGACCGUCCUAUGGGACGGGGGAACACGUGUGUACGUGCGCCUGGAGCCACGGUAUCGUGGCCGUGUCAGCGGUCUGUGUGGGAACUUCGACGGGGACACGGAGAACGACUUCACCGCGCGGCAGGGGAUGGUGGAGGCGACGCCCGAACGCUUUGCCAACUCCUGGCGCCUCAGCCCCAGCUGCCCCGAGCUGUCAGAGGAUGACGUUCCACAGCCCUGCUCCGAGAACCCUCACCGCGUGACCUGGGCACGGAAGCGGUGUGGCGUGAUCAGCCAGCACGUGUUCCAGGCGUGUCACACGGAGGUACCGCCACAGCCCUUCUACCAGUGGUGUGUGUACGACGCGUGUGGGUGUGACUCAGGAGGGGACUGCGAGUGUCUGUGCACCGCCAUCGCCACCUACGCUGAGGAGUGCAACGAGAGGGGCGUCUACGUACGCUGGCGGUCACAGGACCUCUGCCGUACCCAUGCAGUGCGAGAGGGGGGGAGGGUGUACGAGGCCUGCGGACCCCCCUGCCAGCCCAGCUGUGCCACCCGGACUGCUCCCCCCGACCCCCACUGCCACUCCUUGCCCUGUGUGGAGGGUGCUUCUGCCCGAGGGCUAUGCAGGGGGCUGUGUGUGCCCCCGUCCAACUGCCCCUGUUACUGGGGUGAGACCGCCUACCCCCAGGGCACCGCCAUCAGCCAGGACUGUCGCAACUGCACGUGCUGGGCGGGUGAGUGGGAGUGUGAGGGGGGUCAGUGUGGUGAGCCUGGCGUGUGUGUGGACGGUGAGUUCCGGUGUGCGUCCGGCCGCUGUGUGCCGCGGGCCUGGCUCUGUGACAACGAGGACGACUGCGGGGACGGUUCGGACGAGGCGUGCGUGUCCAGCUGUGAGCCCGGACACUUCCGCUGCACCAGCGGUCAGUGUGUGGGGCCGCGGGAGCGCUGCGACGGCUGGCCGGACUGCCCCGACCGCUCCGACGAGGCCGACUGCCCCUCGGGCGCCUGUGCUGACCAGGAGUUCCGCUGCGGCACCGGGCAGUGCGUGCCCAUCCUGCGCCGGUGUGACGGUCACUCCGACUGUGCUGACCAGUCCGACGAGGCAGGGUGCCGGUCACUCUGCACGCCAGUGGAGUUCCAGUGCUGGACGGGCAUGUGCGUGCCCUACGGCCUUCGAUGUGACGGGCGGGACGACUGCGGUGACUUUAGUGAUGAGCGGGGCUGCGUGUGUGGCCCGGGGCAGUUCCAGUGUCCCGAGGAGCGGUGCCUGCCCAACGAGCUGCUGUGUGACGGCACUGACCACUGUACCGACGGCCUGGACGAGCUGCUGUGCCCAACGGCCGUGCCCGUGAGGUGCGGUGUGGAGGCGAUGGCCUGUGGGGACGGUCAGUGUGUUCCACGAGCGCGGCUGUGUGACGGAGUGAUCGACUGUGCCCAGGGCGAGGACGAGAAUCCGGCCAACUGCCCGGUGACCAGCUCGGCCCCAACCUUGCCCGGAACCUCAACCGCUGGACCCUCAAUCACCGGACCCUCUGCUGGACCCCCAAUGUCAGCUGGCCCGAGCUGCAGCCACUAUGAGUUCCGGUGUGGGAGCGGGGAGUGCAUGCCGCGCGGCUGGCUCUGUGACCGCGAGCUGGACUGCGGCGAUGGCAGCGACGAGCACGCGUGCAACUGGACAUGUGCCGUGGGCGAGGUGCAAUGUGCCGGCAGCUCCCUGUGUAUCCAGCACCGGCAACUCCGUGACGGCAUUCCCCAGUGUCCAGAGUGGUGGGAUGAGCACGUGGACACCUGGGGUUCGGAGCGGUUGCCCCCUUGCCCCGGCAGCUUCCUGUGCACGGAUGGCGUGUGCCUGGACUCCAGCCGCCUGUGUGACGGUGUGGCUGACUGUCCACUGACCGAGGACGAGCUGGACUGUGAGCUGGUGGUUCCCACAGCGCCUGUCCCCGGGGGUAAUGAGACUACCAAGACGUGUCCCAUGUUCCCCUGCGCCAACAACAACUGCAUCACCUUCCUGCAGGUGUGCGAUGGGAUCAACGAUUGCAGUGACGGAUCUGCGGAAUCGAGGGGGUUCCCGUCGGAUGAAAUGAGCUGUGGGAUGUGGUCGCCGUGGGGAUCGUGGAGCGACUGUAGCCAGACGUGUGAAGCCGGCGUACAGUCUCGGAAGCGUCUGUGUUCAAGCCCAUCGCAGGAUGUGCUGCGCCAGUGCCGAGGACUGAAGCAGCAGACCCAGCAAUGCUUCAGCCGUGCAUGCCCAGAGGAUGGUCGGUGGUCGGAGUGGACGGAGUGGUCAAACUGCACGCAGGACUGCGAGGGGAUGGUGGUCCGAGAGAGAACUUGCCUGGGGCCACGCAAUGGGGGAAAGACCUGCCUGGAGCUGCCUCACCCCCCCGUCACACUGGACAUCACUCCCUGUCGGUCAGACGACUGCCCGGACCCUCACCCCUGCCCCGGCCAUCUGGUCUGGUGGGACUGUGCCCCCUGCCCUCUGACCUGUGCACAGCUGGCUGCGGAGGACAGCUGCCCCCAAGAUGCGACCUGUAACCCAGGGGGCUGCUGGUGCCCAGAGGGAGAGGUGGCUGACAGUGGAGCAGACGUGUGUGCCUUUGCCCCAGUGUCCGUGCCUGGUAGGGGGGGUGCAGAGUACUGGCCUGGCCAGACGGUCAAGGUGGACUGUCAGCUGUGGUCGUGCUGGGGAGGGCAACUGGGGGAGUGUCAGCCCAACCCUCGCUGCUCAGUGGACUGUGGCUGGUCAGGGUGGUCUCCCUGGGGCCAGUGUCUUGGCCCGUGUGGGGUGCAGAGCGUGCAGUGGUCAUUCCGAAGCCCCAACAACCCCAAGGCGCAGGGACAGGGCAGCCGAUGCCGGGGCAUCUACCGCAAGGCCCGCAGGUGCCAGACCCCACCGUGCCAGGACUGCAGUUCCCAGGGGAAGAACGUUCACUGUGGGGGAGCGCUGGAGGCUGGGUCAAGUGUGAGGUGUGUCAGUGCCUGGAGCAGCAGAGAGUUCACUGCUCCAUCUAUUGCCCCCUCUCUGCCCUCGGCUGUCCCCAGGGUCAGAGACUGGUUGAAGGUGCGGUGGAGAGAUGCUGUUACUAAUGGCCUACUCCUGCACCUAUUGUCUAUUGUCUAUUGUGUUCUAUGUUUUCCAGGUGCUGAGGAACCCACGCUUCCCUCCACAUUCCCGACCCGGCCCGGUUUCCCGGAGGUGACGGGGGUUACUCGGGCAGCGCCAGGGCAGGUGUUGCCCCCCACUGCCCCCCCAGUGGGGUGCCGGAGCGGGCAGUUCCACUGCCACAACGGUCAGUGUGUUACAGCCGGGGCCGGAGGGCAGCUGUGCGACGGCACUGAUGACUGUGGAGAUGCCUCAGACGAGCUGCACUGUGGCGUGGUGUCCCCGGUGGUGCCGGUUGCGGGAGACUGUGUCUCGGGGGAGUUCCGGUGCACAGCGAGGGCAACGUGCGUGCCAGCUUCCCGCCGGUGUGACGGGCGGUCUGACUGUAGCGACGGCAGCGACGAGCAUGGAUGUGGCACCUCAACGGCAAAGACAUUCAGCCGGCAUCUGUCGACCAGGGAACCAAACACAUCAUCUGGAAUCAUCUCCCGACCUCAGCCCCCAGGACGGUGUGACCAGCCGCUGGGGCUGGAGGACGGGCGGAUCCGCUACCAGCAGCUCAGCGCCUCCUCGUCCCGAGAGAGUAAUCCCCCCGACGCAGGGAGGCUCAAUAUCAUCCCCAACAUCUUGAACCUGGAGCCGGGCUGGAGUCCUGUGGACGGAGACACUGCCCCCUACCUGCAGGUGGACCUGCUGGUGCCCACGUUUGUGUCGGGGGGUUUCGUCACCCACUACAGCCUCGCCUCCAGCUACGACGGCAUCCACUUUGCCAACUACACCGGCUCCACCGACUGGGCACGGCCCCCACAGGUACUACGGGCCAACUCUGACGCCAACACGCCCGUGCGACGAGACCUACAGCAGCUGAUCUUCGCUCGUUACCUGCGCAUCAUUCCCCUCCGUCAUUCCCAUGGCAUCUUCCUGCGGACCGAGAUCCUCGGAUGUCCUUGGAGUGAGUCCACCCACGCUGCCACCUGCCUGGACCAGACUCACCCGGGCCAGACUCACCCGGGCCAGACUCACCCGGGCCAGACUCACCCGGGCCAGACUCACCCGGGCCAGACUCACCCGGGCUCACCGUCCACUCACCCGGGCCAGACUCACCCGGGCCAGCCUCACCCGGGCCAGACUCACCCCGGGCCAGACUCACCCCGACCAAACUCACCCGGCCUCUCGCUGCCGUCCCUGGGGCAUGUACCUUAUUUGGGGCCGAUGGGUCAGCCUAUGGGCACCAGUGGGACCAGCGCUGCGCCAGGCCCCCUGGACGGAUGGUCACAGGGUCUGGGGUCGGGGGUCAGGCCGGCGACCACUGCCCCCAGGCCUCUCCCGCCCAGAGGCUGUGUGCGGGGAGAGUUCCAGUGUGGGAGCGGCGAGUGUGUGGGUGUGUCCGCCCUGUGCAACCAGCGAGCCGAUUGUCGAGACGCGUCCGAUGAGGUGGGAUGUGGUACAGUCUCCCCAUGGACGGGAGUCUCUUCCCCACCGGCGGUACCGACACUGCUCUCUGGCUCACCGGCACCCGGCCCGUCCUCCUCCCCACCGCUCUCCCCCACCAGACCCUCACCGUUGCCCGGUGCCGGCACGGAGACCACGACUGAGGGAGCACACGGUGGGGACGGGGGGGUGUUGCCUCCGUUUCUCCGGGUGCUCUGUGUUCACGGCCAGUUCCGAUGCGACCACUUUGAAUGCAUCGACCCCGAGCGUGUGUGUGAUGGGAUCACAGACUGUGCGGACAGCACGGAUGAACAGCACUGUGGUGUAUCUGUGUCUGAGCCGUGUGUCUGUGUCUGGGCCGUGUCUGGGCCGUGUCUGAGCCGUGUGUCUGUGUCUGAACAGUGUGUCUCCCACAGAGGGCUGCCUGGUGUCGGGGUGGACGGUCUGGAAGAGGGCUGCCUGGUGUCAGGGUGGACGGACUGGAGUGGGUGCAGCCACAGCUGCAGCCUGGGGCUGAGGUUCCGACAGCGAGAGGUGCUGAGGCCAGCGGUGGGCGACGGGGGCUGCAACCUGCCCCUGUGGGAUACACACGGCUGCUUCACGCAGGCCUGCCCAGUGAACGGCGGCUGGUCGAGCUGGAGCGCGUGGUCCGUGUGCGAUGCUGCGUGCGGCGGUGGAGUGCGGACACGUCACCGGCAGUGUGUUAGCCCCCCGCCCAAGAACGGCGGCGCAUCCUGCCCGGGGUCCUGGCUCAGUACACAGUCCUGCAACCGGCAGCUCUGCCCCAACGCUACUGACUGUGGGCAGGGCAUGGUCCGGGUGACGGUUGAGGACUGCGAUCGCCAGGCACUGGAGCCCUGCACACUCACCUGCGAUGACCAGCGACCGUCCACUAACUGCACUUCUCCCUGCUCCCCAGAUUGCAGGAGCCCACACUGGUCCCUCCCUUGUUCCACACUGGCCCCACAUCUGUUCCUCAGCGGCCGCUCACUGGGCCACACUAGCCCUCAGUGGUCCCACACUGGGUCACACUGGGCCACACUGCCCCUCAGUGGUUCCACACUGGGCCACACUGGAUCACACUGGCCCCACACUGGGUCACACUGGCCCAUCACUGGCCCUCCGGGGUUCCACACUGGCCUACCCUGGCCCCACACUGGGCCACACUGCCCCUCAGUGGUUCCCCACUGGGCUACACUGGUCCCACACUGGGCCACACUGGGUCACACUGGCCCCACACUGGGUCACACUGGGUCACACUGGCCCAUCACUGGCCCCACACUGGGUCACACUGGCCCCACACUGGGUCACAUUGGCCACACACUGGGUCGCACUGGCCCCACACUGGGUCACACUGAGUCACACUGGGUCACACUGAGUCACACUGGGUCACACUGGCCCCACACGGUCGCACUGGGUCCACACUGGCUCCACACUGGGUCACACUUGGUCGCACUGGCCCCACACUGGCCCCACACUGGGCCACACUGGCCCAACACUGGCCCCACACUGGGUCACACUGAGUCACACUGGGUCACACUGGGCCCCACACUGUCACACUGGUCACACUGGCCCCCACACUGGGCCCACACUGGCCACACUGGCCCCCACACUGGGCCGCACUGGCCCCACACUGGGUCACACUUGGCCCCCACACUGGGUCCUGGGCCCCACACUGGGCCACACUGGCCCCACACUGGCACCACACCACUGAUCACACUGGCCCCACACUGGGUCACAUUGGCCCCACACUGGUCGCCCCCACACUUGGUCACACUGGCCUCACACUGGCCCAUCACUGCCCCACACUGGGUCAUACUGGCCCAUCACUGGCCCCACACUGGGUCCACUGGCCCAGCACUGGGCCCCACACUGGUCACACUUGGUCACACUGGCCCCACCUGGGGCCCCACUGGCCCCACACUUGGUCACACUGACCUCACACUGGCCCAUCACUGGCCCCCCACUGGGUCACACUGGCCCCCACACUGGCCCCACACUGGGUCACACUGUCCCCACACUGUGGCCACACUGCCCAUCACACUGGCCCCCACACUGGUUCACACUGGCCCCACACUGGCUGGUCACACUGGCCCCACACUGGCCCCACACUGGGUCACACUGGCCCCACACUUGGUCCGCACUGGUCCCACACUGGGUCACACUGGCCCCACACUGGGUUGUCGCUGUAUCGGGGCCCUGGUGCUGCAGGACGGUCACUGCGUGAACACUACCCAGUGUCACUGUCGCCAUCACACCAACACCAUCCACCCGGGACAGGCCGUCAUCAUCAAUAACUGCAGCCACUGUGUGUGCCACCUGGGCCGCCUCACGUGUGACGAUUCUCGAUGCCCCACUGACUGUGGCUGGUCGGCGUGGUCACCAUGGACACGGUGUUAUCCUGCGUGUGGCGCUGGAGACCAGGAACGAUACAGGUCGCCGACAAAUCCCACCCCCGCCAACGGGGGAGCCCCCUGCGUGGGGGACAGUGUGGGGCUGCAGAGCUGUUACGUCUCCUGUGGCCCAGUGGCGGGGGGCUGGAGCUCCUGGAGCCAGUGGUCCCAGUGCAGCGCUCCGUGUAAUUCUGGAGUCCAGACCAGGAACCGCAGCUGCAGACGGAUGGAGACGGGCGACGGGGCAACGGGAUGCGUGGGACCACACGUGCAGACACGGGACUGCAACACGCAGCCCUGCGACAAGCGGUGCCCGGCGGAGAUGCAGUACCUGGAGGUGGGUGAGUGCCAGGCGGCGGGGGGAGCAUGCCCGCGAGCGUGCCAGGACCUGUCUGCAGACGUGCAAUGCACCACCCGCUGCUACGACGGCUGCUACUGCGACCAGGGCCUGCUGCUGUUGAAUGGCUCCUGCGUGCCGCUGCACAACUGCAGCUGCUACCACCAGGGGCAGUGGCUGCAGCCGGGGGAAAGCCUACGCCGGGACCCCUGCAACAACUGUACCUGUGUGUCUGGAGAGCUGGUGUGUGGGGACGAGCUAUGUGCAGUGACGGAUUGUUCUUCCAUCGACGGUGCUGUGUACGACCUCUGCGGACCACCCUGCCCGCGAUCUUGCUCCGACCUCACGCACUGUACCUGGAGCUGUGAGCCGGGAUGUUACUGCACCGACGGGCAGGUGUUAACUGAGAAUGGAACCUCAUGUGUCGAUCGGCAAGACUGUCCGUGCCGCGAUCCGGUGACCGGUGAGCGCUACUCUGCAGGAGAGGUCAUUCCCAGAGACGAUGGAUGUAAUAACUGCUCCUGUGUGGAAGGCCAGCUAACUUGUACCCGCCUCCCCUGUGCUGUGCAGGGACACUGGUGCCCGUGGUCGGCAUGGACGCCGUGUUCCAGGACAUGCGGCACGGAGUCGACCACACGUUACCGUGCGUGUGCCUGCCCUGAGCCACGCGAUAAUGGGACGGAGUGCCCCGGAGCCCAGCGCGGGCAUGGCAACACGGGCCUGCAGGUGGCUGUGGAACGCUGCCCCUCCCUGUCCUUCUGCCCAGGUACAUGGCACACUCACACGGGGCACGGACAUGGCACACGGGACAUGGACAUGGCACACGGACAUAGCACACGGCACACAGACACGGCACAUCGGACACGGACACAGCACACGGGACACAGACACAGCACGCGGGACAUGGCACACGGACAUAGCACACGGCACAUCCACACGGGACACGGCACAUGGGACACGGCACAUGGGACACGGCACAUGGACACGGACACAGCACAUGGGACACGGACACAGACACAGCACACGGGACACGGACAUAGCACACGAGAUAUGAACAUGGGACACGGACAUGGCACAUGGGACAUGGCACACGGGACACGGCACACGGACACAGACAUGGCACACCGGGACACGGUGGACGGGGGCUGGAGCCGGUGGUCAGCGUGGUCGGAGUGUGCCGGUUGCGGGGCGGUGUCGGCAAGAUCUCGCCGGUGCAGCAGCCCCCCACCGCGGUUCAGCGGCGCACAGUGUGGCGGUGAGGCCGAGCAGAGACAGGCCUGUCACAACAGCACUGCUCCAUGUACAGACUGCGCUGGCGACCAGGUCCUGCUGCCCUGCGGCCGCCGCUGUCCGCGCUCAUGCGAUGACCUCUCUCUGGACGUGCUGUGCCUGGACGACGGCGCUCUCACCUCCGAUGCAGACGCCGGGUGCCAACCGGCCUGUGCGUGUCCAGCCGACCUGCUCCUGCAGAACGGGACCUGUGUCCCUCCCGGGGAGUGUGGCUGCAAGUCUCGAGACAGGAGCGUGAGUGGGAGCUGGAGUCUGUACCAAGGAGCUGGAGACUGGGUCUACACAGCGGCCGGAGAGAGCAGAGAGACCGAGUGCAGUAACUGCACCUGUGUCAGUGGGCUGCUGGACUGCACGCCACACGCCAGUUGCCGGCGAGACGGGGGCUGGAGUCCAUGGGCCCCGUGGACGGCGUGUUCAGAGACGUGUGGAGGCGGGUCCCAGCAUCGCGUGCGGGAGUGCAGCAGCCCCAGGCCCCAGAACGGGGGCUCCCUCUGCCCUGGACCCGCCACCCAGAGCCAGGCGUGUAACACGGAGCACUGUGGCGACUGGGGGCCAUGGACGGAGUGGAGCUCGUGUUCCAGCACCUGUGGGCCCGGUUUGGAGACUCGACAUCGCAACUGUAGCUGGGACGUGUCGCAGUCGUGCCUGGGCUCAGACUGGGAGUCACGGCACUGUAAUGGCUCCUGUGGAGAUGGGACGGCGUGGAGCCCCUGGUCGCCCUGGUCACGGUGCAGCGUGUCGUGUGGGGGUGGGGAACAGGUCCGCACCCGAACCUGUCACCGGCCCCCUUGCAACGGCUUCCCUGUCCAGAGUACAACCUGUCAGACCCAGGUCUGCCUCGAGGUGGGCUGUCCAUCAGACCGACUAUACCGGGAGUGCGUGGGGGCUGAGGGAUGUCCGUACAGCUGUGAGCACCUCCGCGGGCAGGUGGACUGUUUCAGCGACGGCUGCGAGGAGGGAUGUCACUGUCCUGUCAACAUGUACCUGCACAACGGCACCUGUGUCCAGGAGUGCGGCUGCAUUGUAACGGAGGACAUCGUCCAGUUGUUCCAGAAUCACUCGCUGACUCCAUCGGCCGCUCCCACCAUCAUGACCGACAAGGGGGCUGUUCCUCAGGGGGAGAUAUCUCCAGGGGUUACCCUGUGGCACGAAUGCAGCAACUGUGAUUAUCUGAAGAUUUUCUCUAAGCAAUCUUAUGAGGAAAAGACCAAAAUCAUUGAAAAUGGCAGACCAACGCCGGAACAUAAAGAAUUUCAACAGCGCAAAGGAACAAAAAUAAUUAGAACAUUUAAAACAGCUUGGUACAACAGGAAAGAGUGGCCUUCCUGUCUUGGCAACCCUUGUCCAGCCUUGACCGGUCUUGCAGUCUUGCCCAGCAUUGCUCAGCUAUCUAUGUUUUCUUCCAGCACUUGCAGUAAUGGGCGUCUGGCCUGCUCCUUCUCUCCCUGUGUGCUGGACGGUGAGUUCUCCGACUGGAGCCCAUGGACGUCCUGCUCUCGCACAUGUGGGGCCAUCGGACAGAUAACCAGAACACGCAACUGCUCCAACCCAGCGCCAACCAACGGGGGCCGAGACUGCGCCGGGCCGCGGGCCGACGUCAGGUUUUGUCAGCCAGCCGAGUGUGAGGUGCCCGUCCCAACGAUGGAAGCGAGUGACGGUGUGCCAGAUGCUGAGGGAUUCUCCCCUUGGACUGCAUGGACCCGUUGCUCCAGGAACUGUUCGGACUCUGUGUUCCCGAGUCUGAAGAACCGCACCCGCUCCUGCCAUCGCAUGAACUGCAGCGGGGAGACUGUCCAGGAGCGGCCCUGCAACCUGCCCCAAUGCACAGACGUUGUCGAGUGUUCUGGGUGGAACUGCAGCAGGAACUGCAGCUGGAACUUGUGGUCGGAGUGGAGCGAGUGUUCGCGAGGCUGCGGCGUGGGGCAGCAGCACCGGCUCCGUACGUACAACGCCCCGUGGUCCAGCGGACACUGGUGCAAGGAGAUCCUGACGGGAAACCUGGAGAUACGCUUCUGCAACAUCAAGGCUUGCAUGGUGAAUGGUGGAUGGUCCAGCUGGAGUCCGUGGUCAACCUGUGACCGAGCCUGUGGGGGUGGAAGGUCUCUCCGAAUUCGCUCCUGUACGGAGCCUCCCCCGAAGAACGGAGGCAAGAACUGUGCCGGGGAACGGUUUGAAGCGACUCUGUGUAAUGUUCAACCCUGUGGAACAAACCAAGGUGCUGAUGCCUGUCCCACUGGCCAAGAGUAUGUGGAUUGUGCCAACAGAUGUCCCCGUGCUUGCGCUGACUUCCAGAGUGGAAUAGCCUGCUCCGACACCGGGCAGUGUGAAGCAGGGUGUCGAUGCCCUGACGGUGCCCUGCUGCAGGACGGUGCGUGUGUGGCACCCUGGCAGUGCCAGUGCACGGAUUCGCUGGGGAACGCCUGGGCACCGGGGAGCAGGCAGCAGGUCGACUGCAACAACUGCACCUGUGCCGAGGGCUGGAUCACCUGCUCCAACCUCACCUGCGCGGCCCCGGACUGUGCGUGGAGUCAGUGGUCCACCUGGUCAUCCUGCAGUCUCAGCUGUGGAACUGGCGUCCGUUCCCGCUUCCGAUCACCAACAUCGCAAUCACCUGACAGGAAAUGUGGGCAGCAUCAAGCAGAGACCAAACCAUGUGACCAGGGCCCGUGUCCAGCCCUGUGUCUUCACGAAGAGCAGGAGAUGCAGGUUGGAGAGAGCUGGUUUGUUGGCGAAUGCAGACAGUGCCUGUGUACACCAGAGGGGAUCUAUUGCCAACCGCUGGAAUGUCGAGUGGACGGAGGGUGGACACCAUGGUCACCGUGGUCUGACUGCCCAGUCACCUGCGGCUGGGGAAUGCAGACCAGCACACGGGCUUGUAUCAACCCUCCACCUCGCAACCUGGGCCUGGACUGUGAAGGUCUCAGCUUUCAAACCAGGAACUGCAGCGGCACACACUGCCCAGAUGGUGAGAGCUGCCACUGGUCGGAGUGGAGUGCGUGUCCCACCUGUGGGCCCGGCUACAGGAGCAGAAGCUGCUCGGACACUGGGGAGGAGCGGCAGGAAGUGGAGCCGUGUUACAACCAGCCAUGUGCAGUUGACUGUGAGCUGAGCCUGUGGAGUGAAUGGUCAGCGUGCUCGUGCAGUUCCCCAGUGCAGCACCGAUAUCGUCUUGCCCAUGGACCCCUGUUUGGGGGGAGACCCUGCAGAGGGCGAGAGAAGGAGUCCAGAGUCUGUCACCAAAUGGAGUGCGCAGAUGCCAAGUGUGACAGUCCAUUUGAGCACCGAACAUGUGGACACGGCUGUGGUCAUUGCUCGGACCUCGGCCAAAGCCACCAAUGUGACCUCUCUGAGCAGAAGUGUGUCGCAGGCUGCUAUUGUCCAGAGGGUCUCUGGGAACAGGACCACCAAUGUGUCCCAUCGUCCGAGUGUGAGUGUGUUCACCUUCACCAGUCGGACGGCCACAAAGCCCCAGUGCCCUUGCGUGUUCCACCCGGAGCCACCGUUCUAAUUGGUUGUAACGUUUGUUUAUGCAAAGAAGGUGUGAUCCAGUGCACAAAUCACAGUUGCACAGGUGAGGUUGAGGUCAGUGAGUGGUCAGACUGGACGGGUUGUGCUCCGUGUGUGCCUCGGUCCGCCCUGAGCCAGUCCUCAGUUGCGGGCUGGCCCAGACACCGGCUCAUCACGCUGAACAUCACCCAGCUCCCUGCAGCGGCCCAGAACCUACUGAGGGAGGAGAGAUUCCGAGUGUGCCUGGCAUCUGCCUCGGGGCAGCCUGUCAACGGGAGUCGAUGCAAUGAACAUCUCGUGGAGAAUCGGACAUGCACCAACCUUACAAUCUGUAGCGAUGAGUGUUCCUGGGGCCCCUGGGAUGAGUGGAGUCCAUGCCGUGAACCUUGCAGUGGGGGAUACCGCAUCAGGCAACGCAGCCAGGCUCACCCGCAAGACACAGAGAACUGUCAAGAACCCAAGUUCCAAUCGGAGAGUUGCAACACUGCCAUGUGCCCAGGAGAGCUCUGUGAAGACCGAGAAAAAGAGUUUGUGUCGUGUGCCAAUCCCUGUCCGCGGACCUGCACUGACUUGUGGGACCACGUGCAGUGUCUCCAAGGAUUAUGUAAACCAGGUUGCCGAUGCCCUAGGGGGCAGUUACUGCAGGAUUCGAGCUGUGUGUUAAUCUCAGAGUGUCGCUGUGGACUGCCCAGCUCAAACCGCACUGUGGAAUAUCAGCCCGGAGACAGGGUUGUUGUCCCUUGUGGCACCUGUGCCUGUGUGAAUGGGACAUUUGACUGCAGUGAUUCACGCUGUGCAGAGCAGAACUCCUGGUCCGCGUGGAGCCAGUGUUCGCAGAGCUGUGGAGGAGGUGAGCGGAUCCGCAGUAGAAGCUGUGGAGAGCCCGGAACUCCCUGCCAGGGAGGAAGCGUUCAGACAGCAGAAUGCAACCAGGUGCCUUGCCAAGGCUGUCCAGAGAAGCAGGUCUUCAGCAGCUGUGCCAACAUCUGUCCACGCACCUGCUCAGAUCUCCGAGCUGAAGUGGAAUGCCAGCAAGAAGCCUGCAAGCCUGGGUGCCUGUGUCCACACGGGCAGUUUCUGCAGGGCGAGGUAUGUGUGUCUCCUGAAGAUUGUCAUUGUUCCUUACUGAGCUCGCAAACACCACGGCUUGGUAACAUUUCACACCACGAUUACCCACCGGGAGCAGUGAUCCACGAUCGGUGCAGUGUGUGUGUAUGCCAGAAAGGAGUUUUCCAUUGUUCCAAAUCAGACUGUGAAGCCCCAUCAUCGACCUCCGUGCCGACCUCUCCACUAACGCUGCCGGAUCCUCUCCGGAUGCCUCCGUGGCGCCGACCCAGGCCCCAGCCGUGGGCUCCGUCAACCCAGGCACCGAUGGCCGCGGGCAUUGACGACCCACGUCUGCUACUUCCCCAUUCCCCCACCCUGUAUACUCUCCCAACGCCUCACCUUGUGGGUCCAUUCUCGGAAACUCUGCCUGAAGAAUUUUCACUCCUGGUUUUAUUUUUGUUUUCUGGAGCAGAGUGGGUUAGUUUUGGGCUUUUGAUGCUGAUUUUGGAACAAAGUGUCCCGAGGGUGAGAUUUGGAAUGGGGGGGCCGAUGGAUUCCCAUUCCUGUGAGCGAUCGUGCCGCGAUGUUCACGACGUGACCGUGGCAAGUUGUGGUUCAGCUGGCAAAGACUGCGUGUGUGAUGCCGGGAGAUACAGAAACAUGUCUGGCUUCUGUGUGACUGCAGCAUACUGCGAGUGUAUCGUCGGUGACACCAUCUACCCGCCAGGGUACGAAUGGGCAGAUGGUUGUGAACAGUGUCGAUGUCUCAAUGGAAGAAAGGUUUGUUCUGCUGGGUGUCCACCACUAUACUGCCUUGAGGGCUAUGUGAAAGUAGUGGAUCCUGGGCAAUGUUGUCCUGUCUGCAGAAAGGAAGUGCCUGAUGAUUCCUCCACAAUGUGUCUACGUUACACCGAAAUGCGGAACAUAUCCAAGGGUCAUUGCCGGCUGGAGAACGUGCUGGUCAACUCCUGCACCGGGAGCUGCCUGUCCCAAGUUCAAGUCAUCCCAGAGGAGCCAUACCUACAGAGCCAGUGUGAGUGCUGCAGUUACCGCCUGCACCCCGACAACCCUGUGCAGUUCAUCAACUUGCAGUGUGAGAACGGAGACGUGGAAUCCAUCGUUCUGCCAGUUAUUCACAGCUGCGAGUGUAGCAGUUGCCAAGGUGGAGACUUCAGCAGACGAUGAUGUUAUUGCCAAUGGUUGUUGGCAUUGGCUUCCACACAAAGAUUCAUGGAUAUUUCCAUUCUCUCGUUUAAAUGAGGAUUUUUUUUUAGGAGAGAUUACGUAGAAGAUCUGCAAAAUUUGUCAAAUGUCUUUGUUUUUAAACUGAGCGGAGAGCUCAUUGUUAAAAUCUGUGUAGUUUUAAAUAAACUGGUUUGAACCGUUUGCCUCGGAUUCCUUUGGUUAUUAUUUGAGACAGCGACAGGGCAUUCACACUCUGAGAUAUGGGGCCUCUGGGACCAAGCACCUUCCAA